AUGGUGGCCAAGAAGAAGGCGGGCGGCCAAACGGGGAAGUCAAGCUUUGUGAAGCAGGGCUUCUUCGUGGCGCUGCUGGUCGGGGCAGGCUUUUCAGCGGGCCUCCUCUUCCAGGGCAAGGCCCGUGGCGCCUCGCAUGGGGGCUCGGACAUGAUCCGCCGCUUCAGCGAGGAAGCUGCAAUGAGAGAGGAGAGGGCGACCCUCGCCCAGCUGCAGAACACAGUGGCCCAGGAGGUCUUGGACAAGAGCAGCGUGGGCGCCCUGUUGCAGGAGGCACCGGCUUCGGAGACUGGCCCUGAAGCCGAGGGCGGGCCAGCAGAGACCGGCGACUUGCCCAUGACCAGCCAGACAGAUCAGAUGGAUCAGGCAGGAACCAGCGCUGAUGUCACAAAUGGAGAUGGGGGUGCGGCAGAUGUGACUACACCACGACCUGCUGGACCUGCUCCGAGGACGGGCAAGCCUUUUCAGGUAGACCAAGAUGCCCCUCGGCGCUCGGCAACGGCCUUGCAAAUGCACCUGGGUUGCACAAACUGCUGCAACGACGGCAGCGAGAAUGGACCCUGCUUCGAUGUAGAGGAGUGCGCUGCUGGCGUUUCUGGUGGCAGGUACGCCUUUGUUUAUGCACACGUGGGGGUGCCAGGGUGGCCUUGGCUCACUUUUCUGGACAGCAUGCGCGCGCAGGCUUUGCUUUUGGAGGAAGCCACGGGUGGCAUUGUGGAUAUCGUUGUGAUGAUGCCGGCAAGUGACAUCAAGGAUUUAGGAUGUCACCAGCGUGCCUUGGUGCAUAACUACGGCAUCCGCAUGUACGAGGUGCCAUGGACGAUUCCACCCAACUCUUGGUAUCCGGACUACUGGUGGCCGGGUAAGGCCGACGGCUGGUGUGGACCGCAAGAUCUGAUGCGUUUGCAUGCCCUAGGGAUGGAUGAGUACAACGCUGUGGUGUUCUAUGACCAGGAUGUGGAGUUUCAAGGGGACAUGACUGCAGUCCUCAAGUGCGCGGCCAAAGGCUACUUUCUCAGCGCCAGUGGCGGGGUGGGAGAGCCUUUCAACGUGGGAUUCUUUGCGCUCCGGCCGGACAAGAGGCUCCUGCGGGCGGCUGAGUAUUUUGGUGGAAAUGUGACCUUUACCGUCGAGACAGGCUGGGGCAAAUGUGGCUUCCGGCCCAGCGGCAACAAGUUCGUGGGUGCAGAAUGUGGACAAGGCUUUUUCCACACCCUCUUCUACAAGAAGUGCAAGCCCGUCCAGAAAGCGCUGGUUGCGGCUGGAUUGCAUGACGCAAGCGGGAAGGCACAUUUACACCUAGAAUCAGAAAUGAUUGACCGGUGCAUCUGGAACUACCAAAACGACGGUGACUGCGGUGGCAAUCCCAGGUUCAAUUGCAGCGUGAUUCGUGUACACCACAAACCAACAGCAAAGCCGGACAACGACCGGCUCUGUGGCAAACUCAAGCACCACCAUGGCGGAUGGAGUGGAGAGCCGCGAGCGCCCUUCCUUCCACCUCUGCCGGCGCCAGUGCAGGGCCAAAGCACGUCCUGCAUUCCUGCCUGCGUGGAUGCUGGGAAUAACUGUAUAUGUAACAAUCCUGUGCCUCCGGCGCACCACAUCAAGAACGUCACUGUGUCACAGAAGCUUGUCCACUGCCAGACGCAGGUCAAGAGCCCCAGCAACGACCGAUUUGAGGUGAAAAUCUCGGGACCGUCCCAGCUGACUGUGACACGGGUCGAUGCUCCCUCCUGUUGGUGUGAUGCAGUGACUGUGGAGUGCUGUGUGCAGAACUGA
Symbiodinium natans is the source of this 1779-nucleotide messenger RNA. The record is from the annotation of a GenBank genome assembly. Lineage: Eukaryota; Dinophyceae; Suessiales; Symbiodiniaceae.